AUAUGGAAGCACUAUAACCGUGAGUCCACAGAGAAAAGGCAAUGAAGAAGCGGGAUGUGACAUUAGGAAGUCUCAGGGGGCAACAUGUGGCCAGCGGUUAGGACGUUCCUUCCCUUCUGCAGUGCAGCACCAGUGCCUACCGUUUUACGCGGUUUGUACCACGCUAAGCAUAAGAUCAACACAAACCCCCCACUUUGUAAGUACUGCACAACUCUCACUUGUGACUACGUCCCAAGGUUUCCCCUUGCAGACUCACCCUUCGCCAUUCGGCACCGCAGAAACCCAUCUCCUAACCAGCCGCCUUUACCCCUCCACCCCACCCCGUGCCCACGGGCCGAGAUCCUGCCCUUUACAGGGGCGGGGGGCAGGGGGCGGCCGGCUACUCCCGGUGUUUGCACAGCUGCCGCCGCUCGCUCCGGGCAGCCCCCACGCCGGCCGCGUCGCGCACAAAGCCCCGGCGGUCGCGACCCCUCCGCCACAGCCCGCACCUGCGGCCCGGCCCCGCCACCGGACGGGCAGUGGAAAAGCUACGCGACACCUCCGCCCGCCGGCGGCUGCUGGGCUCCCUUCCCCACCCCCCCAGGGACAGCCGGGGCAGGUACCCUCCUCGCCUGCCGCCGCCCCGCGGUGCCCGGGGCCGGCUGGGCCCGGUCGCACUUCCCCGCAGCCGCCGCUGGCAGUGUCUUCCAUUACAGUACCUUUUUCAAAAGCCCCAGAAACCCCACACUUUGUGUUCCUUGAGGCUUUCCUACAGCAUGCAUACCACUCCCUCCCCCUUAGAAGACUGGUAUGAUACAACAGUGAGAACUUCAUCUGACCAACCUGCAAAAUAGAUGCUGGGAAGUCUUCUACUCCUGGGCAGAAUUUUGGGUUGCCUGAUUCCCUGUUCCACAACACUGGUCCUGCAGGGAUUU
This is a messenger RNA of Calypte anna (Anna's hummingbird), 914 nucleotides long. RefSeq names its product CASP-like protein 4A2. The transcript is spliced from 2 exons. Bases 85 to 741 code for a protein of 218 amino acids. The record is from RefSeq and is a predicted model, not a curated record. Lineage: Eukaryota; Metazoa; Chordata; Aves; Apodiformes; Trochilidae.